Molecule: messenger RNA, 1172 nt
Organism: Coccomyxa subellipsoidea C-169
Lineage: Eukaryota; Viridiplantae; Chlorophyta; Trebouxiophyceae; Coccomyxaceae
Product: eukaryotic phosphomannomutase
Exons: 7
Coding region: 43-825 (260 amino acids)
Biological process (GO): GDP-mannose biosynthetic process; mannose metabolic process; protein N-linked glycosylation
Cellular component (GO): cytosol
Molecular function (GO): phosphomannomutase activity
Source: RefSeq, a predicted model, not a curated record
UGCGACACUCAUCAAUUUUCUGAAAACAGUUGUGAUCUAAAAAUGGUUGCGAGCGAUGGAGCCAAGCCUCACUACAAGACGAUAGCUCUGUUCGACGUGGAUGGCACCUUGACGGUGCCUCGCAAGAAAGCAGAUCAGUCAACUCUUGACUUUCUACAGGAGUUGCGAAAGUACGUCAAAGUGGGCAUCGUGGGAGGCUCAGAUCAGAUCAAAAUCUGCGAGCAGCUCGGACCCAAAGCUCCCAUCGAGUAUGACUACCUGUUCUCGGAGAAUGGCCUGGUGGCAUACAAGGAGGGCGAGGUGCUAGCCAUCCAGAGCCUCAAGAAGCAUUUGGGCGAGGCCAAGCUCAAGGAGCUGAUCAACUUUGUGCUGCACUACAUCGCUGACCUGGACAUCCCCAUCAAGCGUGGCACCUUCAUCGAGUUCCGUAAUGGCAUGCUCAACGUGUCCCCCAUCGGCCGCAACUGCAGCCAGGAGGAGCGGGACGAGUUUGAGGAGUUUGACCUCAAAACGGGCAUCAGGAAAAAGUUUGUGGGCAUCUUGAGGGAAAAAUUCGCUCACCUGAACCUGGUGUACUCCAUUGGGGGCCAGAUCAGCUUUGAUGUCUUCCCUGAGGGCUGGGACAAGACUUACUGCCUGCGCUUUGUGGAAGAGGAGUUCUCAGACAUCCACUUCUUUGGAGACAAGACUUUCGAGGGUGGCAAUGACUACGAGAUCUUCAUGUCCGAGAAGACCAAGGGCCACACAGUCACCAGUCCAGUUGAUACUGUCCAGCAAUGCACGGAGCUGUUCAUCAAGCCAGCUAAAGAGGCGCUGCAGUGCUGAGUAGGCAAUGGGGCUCCAGCAGCACCAUAUCAGCGCCAUUAAGAUGUGCAGAGGCGUCCAAUGCAUGCAAUCAAUUAUUUGGCCGUCGGCACUGGAGAAAUUGUAAUGAAACCUGCAGGGCCUGAUACAUUCAUUGACCGGGUGAAUGGUGGCGGCUGUUCUGCAAGGAAAACUUGCAGGAGAAAAACCUUCUGAUUGCACAUUGCAACCAAGACUGUACAUUCCUUUGUUACUUUGGACCUUGCCUCACAGAAAGGACUUGCAAGCCAUGUCUUGUACUGUUGACAGUGGCAGGACAAGGUGGCACAGCACUGCGGCAUGAAUUGUAAGGACAAGCAUCUGUACAA